Rhea pennata is the source of this 17244-nucleotide messenger RNA. Its product is annotated as mucin-5AC-like. The coding region runs from base 1 to 17244 and encodes 5747 amino acids. Gene Ontology annotation, molecular function: protein binding. Lineage: Eukaryota; Metazoa; Chordata; Aves; Rheiformes; Rheidae. Gene Ontology annotation, cellular component: extracellular matrix. The transcript is spliced from 53 exons. The record is from RefSeq and is a predicted model, not a curated record.
AUGGAUGCCCAGAUAGCUUCCAGUAAUCUAAAGAACAAGGCAGACAAGGAGAUAAGGGAUAAUAGGCCUGACUUAUGCAGGAGUUCAGCUGAGCUUCUAGACUCGUUCAAUGGUAUAGACAGGAGUCAACCUGAAAGUCUGGUCCCUGCAUACAGUUUUCAAGCUGAACUUAAAGUUACCUUUCAGUACUGGCAUAAACCUAUUCUGUCACAGGUUAUGGGAGCCCAGAGUCAAAGCCAACAGGAAACAGGAAACAACUACCCUGAACUUGUUCAGCAGGAACAAACCACUUCUUCUAAUAAUUCAUCUAAGGUGAAUGUCAUUCCACCAAUGCUGACAAAUCCAAUAGUAACACCUUCCAACCUUGCUCAUAACGGCCGUGUGUGCAGCACAUGGGGCAACUUCCACUUCAAGACCUUUGAUGGGGACAUCUUCCACUUCCCUGGGCUCUGUAAUUAUGUUUUUGCAUCCCAUUGCAAUGCUGCUUAUGAGGACUUCAACAUCCAGAUUAGGCGCACAGUGGUGGGAAAUUCUCCAGAGAUUAGUCACAUCACCAUGAAACUUGAAGGUGUAGCUGUUGAACUAACAAAGGAGUCUGUUACAAUCAACAGCAACAGGGUUCAACUGCCAUACAGCCGGUCUGGAAUUACGAUAGAGAGAAGCAACGUUUACAUGAAAGUAAUCAGCAAAAUAGGCAUUGUGUUGAUGUGGAAUGAAGAUGACAGUAUCCUGCUGGAAUUGAAUGAGAAAUAUGCCAAUCAGACCUGUGGGCUUUGUGGAGACUUCAAUGGCAUUCCAAUCUACAAUGAGUUCUAUUCAAACAAUAUUAAGAUGACAGCCUUACAGUUUGGGAAUAUGCAGAAAAUUGAUGGACCAACAGAAAACUGCGAAGACCCUACUUCUUCCCUCCCAAAUAAUUGCACUGAAAAUUUUGGUAACAUAUGCCAGAAAACAUUGACCAGCUCUGCAUUUGCAGAAUGUAAUGAUCUUGUUGAUGUUACCAAGUACAUUAUGGCUUGCCAAGAAGACUUGUGCCGCUCUGAGGUGUCUAAGAACUCCUCGUGUAUCUGUGAUACCUUUGCUGAAUACUCUCGGCAGUGUGCUCAUGCAGGUGGGGAGCCUUUGAACUGGAGAACCUCAAAACUAUGCCCCAAGACAUGUCCUCACAACAUGCAGUACCAGGAGUGUGGCUCUCCUUGCACUGACACAUGCACCAAUCUCGAACGAUCUCAGUUUUGUGAAGAGCACUGUAUGGAUGGGUGUUUCUGCCCGACAGGAACUGUGUUUGAUGACAUCAACAACUCUGGCUGCAUCCCCCUUCAGCAGUGCCACUGUAUUUAUAAUGGCAACACCUACGCUCCAGGAACAUCUUUUUCAGCCCACUGCCAUUCCUGUACCUGUAAUGGAGGUCAAUGGAGUUGCCAAGACCUGCCAUGCUCCGGAAUAUGUUCAGUAGAGGGAGGCUCACACAUUUCCUCAUACGAUAAAAAACAUUACAAUGUCCACGGAGACUGCACUUAUGUCCUGUCUAAGCUCUGUGAAGAUGACCUGUUCACCAUCCUGGCAGAAAUACGCAAGUGUGGCCUAACAGACACUGAGACGUGCUUGAAGACAGUGGCCCUCAGCAUGAAUAAAGGACAAACUCUCAUCGUGGCCAAAGCUGAUGGUGGUGUAUUUGUGAACUCGAUCUACACUCAGCUGCCCUUCUCAGCAGCUAAUGUCACCAUCUUCAGACCUUCAUCAUUCUUCAUUGUUCUGCAUACAAAUUUUGGCCUCCAGCUUGAAAUCCAGAUCACACCCAUCAUGCAAGUGUUUGUGCGACUUGAUCCUAUUUUCAAAGAUCAGACUUGUGGUCUCUGUGGAAAUUUCAAUGAUGUCCAAACUGAUGACUUCAAGGCCAUUACUGGAGUAGUGGAAGGAACAGCAGCAGCAUUUGCUAAUACAUGGAAAACUCAGGCUUCAUGCCCUAAUAUCCAAAAUAGUUUUGAGAACCCUUGUGCACUCAGCAUUGAAAAUGAAAAGUAUGCUCAGUAUUGGUGUGGACUCCUAACCAACAGCAAAGGACCUUUUGCUGAUUGCCACUAUGCAGUGAAUCCCUCAAUUUACCAUACGAACUGCAUGUUUGACACAUGUAACUGUGAAAAGAGUGAGGACUGCCUGUGUGCAGCUCUGUCUUCCUAUGUGAGAGCAUGUGCUGCAAAAGGAAUCCAGCUGAGUGGAUGGAGAACUGAUGUCUGUUCAAAAUACACCAGCUUGUGUCCCAGAUCCCUAAAUUACAGCUAUACCAUCCAUUCCUGUCAACCCACUUGCCGGUCUCUGAGUGAGCCUGAUGUCACAUGCAGUAUCAAGUUUGUCCCUGUUGAUGGCUGCACCUGCAUAAAUGGAACUUACAUGGAUGAUAGCGGCAAAUGCGUGCCUGCUAAUACAUGCCCCUGUUACUACAGAGGAUCUCCCAUACCAUCUGGGGAAGUUGUCCAUGAAAAUGGGCUUGUAUGCACGUGCAUCCAGGGCAAACUGAACUGCAUUGGAGCACCAAAUACAGUUUGUGAAUAUCCCAUGGUCUACUUUGACUGUAGAAACAUCACUGCAGGAACCACGGGAGCAGAGUGUCAAAAAAGUUGCCAUACUUUGGAUAUGCAGUGUUAUAGCACACAAUGUGUAUCUGGCUGUGUGUGCCCAGCUGGGCUUGUGUUAGAUGGGAAGGGUGGUUGUAUUCCUGAAGACGAAUGUCCAUGUAUUCACAAUGAGGCCAUGUAUCAGCCUGGGGAAAAGAUCAAAGUUGACUGUAACACCUGUGUAUGUAAGAAUAGACUGUGGGAAUGUACAAAUAAUCCAUGCAUGGGUACUUGUGCUGUUUAUGGAGACGGACAUUAUAUCACCUUUGAUGACAAAAGAUUCAGCUUCAAUGGAAACUGUGAAUACACACUUAUCCAGAACCACUGUGGGAAGAAUGGCACAGUAAAUGGGACCUUCAGAGUUAUCACUGAAAACAUUCCCUGUGGCAACACUGGGACAACCUGCUCAAAAUCUAUCAAAGUUUUUCUAGAGAGCUAUGAACUGAUACUUGGUGAGGAGAAUGUAAGUGUGGUAAAAAGAGGACAAAAAGGUCAGGUGCCAUUUACAGUCCGCUACAUGGGUAUGUACUUGGUAAUUGAGACCACUGGUGGACUAAUCCUCAUGUGGGACAAGAAAACCAGCAUCUUUAUCAAGCUCAGCCCUGUUUUUAAGGGCCAGAUCUGUGGCCUCUGUGGAAAUUAUGAUGGCAAUGGCAUCAAUGACUUUACUACAAGGAGCCAGUCUGUGGUAGAGAAUGUCCUAGAAUUUGCAAAUAGCUGGAAAGUAUCCUCGAUAUGUCCCGAUGCUGACUGCAUAAAGGACCCGUGUUCUACCAACCCUUAUCGAAAGUCCUGGUCAGAGAAGCAGUGUAGCAUCAUCAACAGCAACAUCUUUGCUGCCUGUCACUCUCAGGUUGAACCAGGAAAAUAUUACCAAGCAUGCGUGACAGAUGCUUGUGCAUGUGAUACUGGAGGAGACUGUGAUUGCUUCUGUACCGCAGUAGCUGCCUAUGCUCAAGCCUGUAGUGAAGUUGGCGUCUGCAUAGCCUGGAGAACCCCAUCAAUCUGUCCACUGUUCUGUGAUUACUACAAUCAACAAGGGGAAUGUGAAUGGCACUAUAAGCCUUGUGGAGCUUCCUGCAUGAAGACCUGUAGGAACCCAAGUGGAAAAUGCCUUCAUAAUGUGACAGGUUUAGAAGGCUGCUACCCAAACUGCCCACCAGACAAGCCAUAUUUUCAUGAGGAUCAAAUGACGUGUGUCAGUCUCUGUGACUGUUAUGAUAAUGAAGAUGGGAAGAUAUAUAGACGGGAUGAAUGUCAGUUAUGUGAAUGCACUUCAGAAGGUUUACAUUGCAAGUUUGAUGAUAAAGCAUGUCACUGCAUUUACGAAGAAAACAGCUAUAAAUAUGGUGAGCUGAUUUACAACACCACAGAUGGAACUGGAUGGUGUUUUAGUGCAACUUGCGAUGUCAAUGGAACAAUAAAUAGAAGCAUGUUUAGAUGUGGCAUCUCAACAACAAUCCCAUUUACGUUUUCUACAAGUCAGCCCACAUCUACUACUGCAGGAAUUAUAACCACAACACCAGUGACAACUGUAUGUGUGAAGAAAAUAUGUACGUGGUCGGAAUGGUACGAUAGCACACAGCCUGAAAAUGGAGAGGACAGCGGAGACUAUGAAACAUUUGAAAAUCUCAGAUACAAAGGAUACAGCGUAUGCAAAAAUCCAAGCAGUGUUGAAUGCAGAGCCAAAGAAUCCCCAGAUAUAUUACUACAAAACCUGAACCAAACUGUAACAUGUAGUCAAAGCACAGGACUGAUAUGCAAUAACAAAGACCAAAAAAAUCAGCACUGCUAUAACUACGAAAUACGAGUAUCAUGCUGUAGUUAUAUACCAUGUUCUGAAAUACAAACUACAACACUAGGAAAAACAACAGCGAUAAAAACAACCACUGCUGCAGAAUCAACACCAUUUACACAAACAAUUGUCACACUACAGACAAAAAUUAAACCAACAGCAAACACACACACCGAAGCCCAAAAAACAGAAGUACCUUCCACAACACCUGAAGAAAGAGAAAGCACAACUUCUCUACCUCAAACUUCAGCCAGAUCAGCAACAUCACAUGUCCCAAUGACAAGUUCACAGCCAAAGACGUAUCCUCCGGAAAGCACCACGUCAGCACCUGAGACUCCAGCAUCAACUACUACUGCCUCCACCCUCCCCACGUCAAAAUGGACAACCACUGAGGGCACAACAGUCAUACAAAAAACCUCGGCCACUCCAACAGAAGAAGGCACCACCACCACCAAGUCCACACCAAGAGCCACCACCACACCCGCCAGCACUGCUCUCACUUCCAGGACCUCUCCUCCUCCAACAGAAGGCACCACCGCCACCAAGUCCACACCAAGAGCCACCACCAGCACACCCGCCAGCACUGCUCUCACCUCCAGGACCUCCCCUCUUCCAACAGCAGGAACAACCACCAUCAAACCCUCACCAACAACACCCAUCAGCACCACCACCUCCGGGACCUCUCCUCCAGCCACAGAAAUCACAACCACCAGCUCACCAAUAACCACCGUGCCCACCUCACCUACAAGCACUGCCACCACCUCCUCCACCAGCUGCCAGCCACGAUGUGCCUGGACACAGUGGUUUGACGUGGACUCCCCUAGCUCUGGCAGCGAGGGAGGAGACAUGGAGACCUUUGAGAACAUCCGAGCUGCCGGCUUCCAAGUGUGUGCAAAGCCUAAAGACAUCGAGUGCCAGGCUGAAAACUACCCCGACACCAGCCUGGAGAACCUGGGCCAGAAAAUUCAGUGCAGCCUCGAUGUGGGGCUGGUGUGCAGAAACGAGGAUCAGAUCAGCAAGUACCCCAUGUGCUUCAACUACCAGGUCAGGCUGUACUGCUGUGACCAGCAACACUGCGAGACAACUGUGGCACCCCCAGGCACCACCACAAGGUCCCCAGCCACACCGUCUCCCACAGAAACCUCCACUCUAACAACUGAGACUCCAGCAUCAACUACUACUGCCUCCACCCUCCCCACGUCAAAAUGGACAACCACUGAGGGCACAACAGUCAUACAAAAAACCUCGGCCACUCCAACAGAAGAAGGCACCACCACCACCAAGUCCACACCAAGAGCCACCACCACACCCGCCAGCACUGCUCUCACCUCCAGGACCUCUCCUCUUCCAACAACAGAAGGCACCACCACCACCAAGUCCACACCAAGAGCCACCACCAGCACACCCGCCAGCACUACUGUCACCUCCAGGACCUCCCCUCUUCCAACAGCAGGAACAACCACCAUCAAACCCUCACCAACAACACCCAUCAGCACCACCACCUCCGGGACCUCUCCUCCAGCCACAGAAAUCACAACCACCAGCUCACCAAUAACCACCGUGCCCACCUCACCUACAAGCACUGCCACCACCUCCUCCACCAGCUGCCAGCCACGAUGUGCCUGGACACAGUGGUUUGACGUGGACUCCCCUAGCUCUGGCAGCGAGGGAGGAGACAUGGAGACCUUUGAGAACAUCCGAGCUGCCGGCUUCCAAGUGUGUGCAAAGCCUAAAGACAUCGAGUGCCAGGCUGAAAACUACCCCGACACCAGCCUGGAGAACCUGGGCCAGAAAAUUCAGUGCAGCCUCGAUGUGGGGCUGGUGUGCAGAAACGAGGAUCAGAUCAGCAAGUACCCCAUGUGCUUCAACUACCAGGUCAGGCUGUACUGCUGUGACCAGCAACACUGCGAGACAACUGUGGCACCCCCAGGCACCACCACAAGGUCCCCAGCCACACCGUCUCCCACAGAAACCUCCACUCUAACAACUGAGACUCCAGCAUCAACUACUACUGCCUCCACCCUCCCCACGUCAAAAUGGACAACCACUGAGGGCACAACAGUCAUACAAAAAACUUCGGCCACUCCAACAGAAGGCACCACCACCACCGAGUCCACACCAAGAUCCACCACCACAUCCACCAUCACUUCCACACCAAGAGCCACCACCACACCCGCCAGCACUGCUCUCACCUCCAGGACCUCUCCUCCUCCAACAGAAGGCACCACCACCACCAAGUCCACACCAAGAGCCACCACCACCACACCCGCCAGCACUACUGUCACCUCCAGGACCUCCCCUCUUCCAACAGCAGGAACAACCACCAUCAAACCCUCACCAACAACACCCAUCAGCACCACCACCUCCGGGACCUCUCCUCCAGCCACAGAAAUCACAACCACCAGCUCACCAAUAACCACCGUGCCCACCUCACCUACAAGCACUGCCACCACCUCCUCCACCAGCUGCCAGCCACGAUGUGCCUGGACACAGUGGUUUGACGUGGACUCCCCUAGCUCUGGCAGCGAGGGAGGAGACAUGGAGACCUUUGAGAACAUCCGAGCUGCCGGCUUCCAAGUGUGUGCAAAGCCUAAAGACAUCGAGUGCCAGGCUGAAAACUACCCCGACACCAGCCUGGAGAACCUGGGCCAGAAAAUUCAGUGCAGCCUCGAUGUGGGGCUGGUGUGCAGAAACGAGGAUCAGAUCAGCAAGUACCCCAUGUGCUUCAACUACCAGGUCAGGCUGUACUGCUGUGACCAGCAACACUGCGAGACAACUGUGGCACCCCCAGGCACCACCACAAGGUCCCCAGCCACACCGUCUCCCACAGAAACCUCCACUCUAACAACUGAGACUCCAGCAUCAACUACUACUGCCUCCACCCUCCCCACGUCAAAAUGGACAACCACUGAGGGCACAACAGUCAUACAAAAAACCUCGGCCACUCCAACAGAAGAAGGCACCACCACCACCAAGUCCACACCAAGAGCCACCACCACACCCGCCAGCACUGCUCUCACCUCCAGGACCUCUCCUCCUCCAACAGAAGGCACCACCGCCACCAAGUCCACACCAAGAGCCACCACCAGCACACCCGCCAGCACUACUGUCACCUCCAGGACCUCCCCUCUUCCAACAGCAGGAACAACCACCAUCAAACCCUCACCAACAACACCCAUCAGCACCACCACCUCCGGGACCUCUCCUCCAGCCACAGAAAUCACAACCACCAGCUCACCAAUAACCACCGUGCCCACCUCACCUACAAGCACUGCCACCACCUCCUCCACCAGCUGCCAGCCACGAUGUGCCUGGACACAGUGGUUUGACGUGGACUCCCCUAGCUCUGGCAGCGAGGGAGGAGACAUGGAGACCUUUGAGAACAUCCGAGCUGCCGGCUUCCAAGUGUGUGCAAAGCCUAAAGACAUCGAGUGCCAGGCUGAAAACUACCCCGACACCAGCCUGGAGAACCUGGGCCAGAAAAUUCAGUGCAGCCUCGAUGUGGGGCUGGUGUGCAGAAACGAGGAUCAGAUCAGCAAGUACCCCAUGUGCUUCAACUACCAGGUCAGGCUGUACUGCUGUGACCAGCAACACUGCGAAACAACUGUGGCACCCCCAGGCACCACCACAAGGUCCCCAGCCACACCGUCUCCCACAGAAACCUCCACUCUAACAACUGAGACUCCAGCAUCAACUACUACUGCCUCCACCCUCCCCACGUCAAAAUGGACAACCACCGAGGGCACAACAGUCAUACAAAAAACCUCGGCCACUCCAACAGAAGAAGGCACCACCACCACCAAGUCCACACCAAGAGCCACCACCACACCCGCCAGCACUGCUCUCACCUCCAGGACCUCUCCUCCUCCAACAGAAGGCACCACCGCCACCAAGUCCACACCAAGAGCCACCACCACCACACCCGCCAGCACUGCUCUCACCUCCAGGACCUCCCCUCUUCCAACAGCAGGAACAACCACCAUCAAACCCUCACCAACAACACCCAUCAGCACCACCACCUCCGGGACCUCUCCUCCAGCCACAGAAAUCACAACCACCAGCUCACCAAUAACCACCGUGCCCACCUCACCUACAAGCACUGCCACCACCUCCUCCACCAGCUGCCAGCCACGAUGUGCCUGGACACAGUGGUUUGACGUGGACUCCCCUAGCUCUGGCAGCGAGGGAGGAGACAUGGAGACCUUUGAGAACAUCCGAGCUGCCGGCUUCCAAGUGUGUGCAAAGCCUAAAGACAUCGAGUGCCAGGCUGAAAACUACCCCGACACCAGCCUGGAGAACCUGGGCCAGAAAAUUCAGUGCAGCCUCGAUGUGGGGCUGGUGUGCAGAAACGAGGAUCAGAUCAGCAAGUACCCCAUGUGCUUCAACUACCAGGUCAGGCUGUACUGCUGUGACCAGCAACACUGCGAGACAACUGUGGCACCCCCAGGCACCACCACAAGGUCCCCAGCCACACCGUCUCCCACAGAAACCUCCACUCUAACAACUGAGACUCCAGCAUCAACUACUACUGCCUCCACCCUCCCCACGUCAAAAUGGACAACCACUGAGGGCACAACAGUCAUACAAAAAACUUCGGCCACGCCAACAGAAGAAGGCACCACCACCACCAAGUCCACACCAAGAGCCACCACCAGCACACCCGCCAGCACUACUGUCACCUCCAGGACCUCCCCUCUUCCAACAGCAGGAACAACCACCAUCAAACCCUCACCAACAACACCCAUCAGCACCACCACCUCCGGGACCUCUCCUCCAGCCACAGAAAUCACAACCACCAGCUCACCAAUAACCACCGUGCCCACCUCACCUACAAGCACUGCCACCACCUCCUCCACCAGCUGCCAGCCACGAUGUGCCUGGACACAGUGGUUUGACGUGGACUCCCCUAGCUCUGGCAGCGAGGGAGGAGACAUGGAGACCUUUGAGAACAUCCGAGCUGCCGGCUUCCAAGUGUGUGCAAAGCCUAAAGACAUCGAGUGCCAGGCUGAAAACUACCCCGACACCAGCCUGGAGAACCUGGGCCAGAAAAUUCAGUGCAGCCUCGAUGUGGGGCUGGUGUGCAGAAACGAGGAUCAGAUCAGCAAGUACCCCAUGUGCUUCAACUACCAGGUCAGGCUGUACUGCUGUGACCAGCAACACUGCGAGACAACUGUGGCACCCCCAGGCACCACCACAAGGUCCCCAGCCACACCGUCUCCCACAGAAACCUCCACUCUAACAACUGAGACUCCAGCAUCAACUACUACUGCCUCCACCCUCCCCACGUCAAAAUGGACAACCACUGAGGGCACAACAGUCAUACAAAAAACCUCGGCCACUCCAACAGAAGAAGGCACCACCACCACCAAGUCCACACCAAGAGCCACCACCACACCCGCCAGCACUGCUCUCACCUCCAGGACCUCUCCUCCUCCAACAGAAGGCACCACCGCCACCAAGUCCACACCAAGAGCCACCACCACCACACCCGCCAGCACUGCUCUCACCUCCAGGACCUCCCCUCUUCCAACAGCAGGAACAACCACCAUCAAACCCUCACCAACAACACCCAUCAGCACCACCACCUCCGGGACCUCUCCUCCAGCCACAGAAAUCACAACCACCAGCUCACCAAUAACCACCGUGCCCACCUCACCUACAAGCACUGCCACCACCUCCUCCACCAGCUGCCAGCCACGAUGUGCCUGGACACAGUGGUUUGACGUGGACUCCCCUAGCUCUGGCAGCGAGGGAGGAGACAUGGAGACCUUUGAGAACAUCCGAGCUGCCGGCUUCCAAGUGUGUGCAAAGCCUAAAGACAUCGAGUGCCAGGCUGAAAACUACCCCGACACCAGCCUGGAGAACCUGGGCCAGAAAAUUCAGUGCAGCCUCGAUGUGGGGCUGGUGUGCAGAAACGAGGAUCAGAUCAGCAAGUACCCCAUGUGCUUCAACUACCAGGUCAGGCUGUACUGCUGUGACCAGCAACACUGCGAGACAACUGUGGCACCCCCAGGCACCACCACAAGGUCCCCAGCCACACCGUCUCCCACAGAAACCUCCACUCUAACAACUGAGACUCCAGCAUCAACUACUACUGCCUCCACCCUCCCCACGUCAAAAUGGACAACCACUGAGGGCACAACAGUCAUACAAAAAACCUCGGCCACUCCAACAGAAGAAGGCACCACCACCACCAAGUCCACACCAAGAGCCACCACCACACCCGCCAGCACUGCUCUCACCUCCAGGACCUCUCCUCCUCCAACAGAAGGCACCACCGCCACCAAGUCCACACCAAGAGCCACCACCAGCACACCCGCCAGCACUACUGUCACCUCCAGGACCUCCCCUCUUCCAACAGCAGGAACAACCACCAUCAAACCCUCACCAACAACACCCAUCAGCACCACCACCUCCGGGACCUCUCCUCCAGCCACAGAAAUCACAACCACCAGCUCACCAAUAACCACCGUGCCCACCUCACCUACAAGCACUGCCACCACCUCCUCCACCAGCUGCCAGCCACGAUGUGCCUGGACACAGUGGUUUGACGUGGACUCCCCUAGCUCUGGCAGCGAGGGAGGAGACAUGGAGACCUUUGAGAACAUCCGAGCUGCCGGCUUCCAAGUGUGUGCAAAGCCUAAAGACAUCGAGUGCCAGGCUGAAAACUACCCCGACACCAGCCUGGAGAACCUGGGCCAGAAAAUUCAGUGCAGCCUCGAUGUGGGGCUGGUGUGCAGAAACGAGGAUCAGAUCAGCAAGUACCCCAUGUGCUUCAACUACCAGGUCAGGCUGUACUGCUGUGACCAGCAACACUGCGAGACAACUGUGGCACCCCCAGGCACCACCACAAGGUCCCCAGCCACACCGUCUCCCACAGAAACCUCCACUCUAACAACUGAGACUCCAGCAUCAACUACUACUGCCUCCACCCUCCCCACGUCAAAAUGGACAACCACUGAGGGCACAACAGUCAUACAAAAAACCUCGGCCACUCCAACAGAAGAAGGCACCACCACCACCAAGUCCACACCAAGAGCCACCACCACACCCGCCAGCACUGCUCUCACCUCCAGGACCUCUCCUCCUCCAACAGAAGGCACCACCGCCACCAAGUCCACACCAAGAGCCACCACCACCACACCCGCCAGCACUGCUCUCACCUCCAGGACCUCCCCUCUUCCAACAGCAGGAACAACCACCAUCAAACCCUCACCAACAACACCCAUCAGCACCACCACCUCCGGGACCUCUCCUCCAGCCACAGAAAUCACAACCACCAGCUCACCAAUAACCACCGUGCCCACCUCACCUACAAGCACUGCCACCACCUCCUCCACCAGCUGCCAGCCACGAUGUGCCUGGACACAGUGGUUUGACGUGGACUCCCCUAGCUCUGGCAGCGAGGGAGGAGACAUGGAGACCUUUGAGAACAUCCGAGCUGCCGGCUUCCAAGUGUGUGCAAAGCCUAAAGACAUCGAGUGCCAGGCUGAAAACUACCCCGACACCAGCCUGGAGAACCUGGGCCAGAAAAUUCAGUGCAGCCUCGAUGUGGGGCUGGUGUGCAGAAACGAGGAUCAGAUCAGCAAGUACCCCAUGUGCUUCAACUACCAGGUCAGGCUGUACUGCUGUGACCAGCAACACUGCGAGACAACUGUGGCACCCCCAGGCACCACCACAAGGUCCCCAGCCACACCGUCUCCCACAGAAACCUCCACUCUAACAACUGAGACUCCAGCAUCAACUACUACUGCCUCCACCCUCCCCACGUCAAAAUGGACAACCACUGAGGGCACAACAGUCAUACAAAAAACCUCGGCCACUCCAACAGAAGAAGGCACCACCACCACCAAGUCCACACCAAGAGCCACCACCACACCCGCCAGCACUGCUCUCACCUCCAGGACCUCUCCUCCUCCAACAGAAGGCACCACCGCCACCAAGUCCACACCAAGAGCCACCACCAGCACACCCGCCAGCACUGCUCUCACCUCCAGGACCUCCCCUCUUCCAACAGCAGGAACAACCACCAUCAAACCCUCACCAACAACACCCAUCAGCACCACCACCUCCGGGACCUCUCCUCCAGCCACAGAAAUCACAACCACCAGCUCACCAAUAACCACCGUGCCCACCUCACCUACAAGCACUGCCACCACCUCCUCCACCAGCUGCCAGCCACGAUGUGCCUGGACACAGUGGUUUGACGUGGACUCCCCUAGCUCUGGCAGCGAGGGAGGAGACAUGGAGACCUUUGAGAACAUCCGAGCUGCCGGCUUCCAAGUGUGUGCAAAGCCUAAAGACAUCGAGUGCCAGGCUGAAAACUACCCCGACACCAGCCUGGAGAACCUGGGCCAGAAAAUUCAGUGCAGCCUCGAUGUGGGGCUGGUGUGCAGAAACGAGGAUCAGAUCAGCAAGUACCCCAUGUGCUUCAACUACCAGGUCAGGCUGUACUGCUGUGACCAGCAACACUGCGAGACAACUGUGGCACCCCCAGGCACCACCACAAGGUCCCCAGCCACACCGUCUCCCACAGAAACCUCCACUCUAACAACUGAGACUCCAGCAUCAACUACUACUGCCUCCACCCUCCCCACGUCAAAAUGGACAACCACUGAGGGCACAACAGUCAUACAAAAAACCUCGGCCACUCCAACAGAAGAAGGCACCACCACCACCAAGUCCACACCAAGAGCCACCACCACACCCGCCAGCACUGCUCUCACCUCCAGGACCUCUCCUCCUCCAACAGAAGGCACCACCGCCACCAAGUCCACACCAAGAGCCACCACCAGCACACCCGCCAGCACUACUGUCACCUCCAGGACCUCCCCUCUUCCAACAGCAGGAACAACCACCAUCAAACCCUCACCAACAACACCCAUCAGCACCACCACCUCCGGGACCUCUCCUCCAGCCACAGAAAUCACAACCACCAGCUCACCAAUAACCACCGUGCCCACCUCACCUACAAGCACUGCCACCACCUCCUCCACCAGCUGCCAGCCACGAUGUGCCUGGACACAGUGGUUUGACGUGGACUCCCCUAGCUCUGGCAGCGAGGGAGGAGACAUGGAGACCUUUGAGAACAUCCGAGCUGCCGGCUUCCAAGUGUGUGCAAAGCCUAAAGACAUCGAGUGCCAGGCUGAAAACUACCCCGACACCAGCCUGGAGAACCUGGGCCAGAAAAUUCAGUGCAGCCUCGAUGUGGGGCUGGUGUGCAGAAACGAGGAUCAGAUCAGCAAGUACCCCAUGUGCUUCAACUACCAGGUCAGGCUGUACUGCUGUGACCAGCAACACUGCGAGACAACUGUGGCACCCCCAGGCACCACCACAAGGUCCCCAGCCACACCGUCUCCCACAGAAACCUCCACUCUAACAACUGAGACUCCAGCAUCAACUACUACUGCCUCCACCCUCCCCACGUCAAAAUGGACAACCACUGAGGGCACAACAGUCAUACAAAAAACCUCGGCCACUCCAACAGAAGAAGGCACCACCACCACCAAGUCCACACCAAGAGCCACCACCACACCCGCCAGCACUGCUCUCACCUCCAGGACCUCUCCUCCUCCAACAGAAGGCACCACCGCCACCAAGUCCACACCAAGAGCCACCACCACCACACCCGCCAGCACUGCUCUCACCUCCAGGACCUCCCCUCUUCCAACAGCAGGAACAACCACCAUCAAACCCUCACCAACAACACCCAUCAGCACCACCACCUCCGGGACCUCUCCUCCAGCCACAGAAAUCACAACCACCAGCUCACCAAUAACCACCGUGCCCACCUCACCUACAAGCACUGCCACCACCUCCUCCACCAGCUGCCAGCCACGAUGUGCCUGGACACAGUGGUUUGACGUGGACUCCCCUAGCUCUGGCAGCGAGGGAGGAGACAUGGAGACCUUUGAGAACAUCCGAGCUGCCGGCUUCCAAGUGUGUGCAAAGCCUAAAGACAUCGAGUGCCAGGCUGAAAACUACCCCGACACCAGCCUGGAGAACCUGGGCCAGAAAAUUCAGUGCAGCCUCGAUGUGGGGCUGGUGUGCAGAAACGAGGAUCAGAUCAGCAAGUACCCCAUGUGCUUCAACUACCAGGUCAGGCUGUACUGCUGUGACCAGCAACACUGCGAGACAACUGUGGCACCCCCAGGCACCACCACAAGGUCCCCAGCCACACCGUCUCCCACAGAAACCUCCACUCUAACAACUGAGACUCCAGCAUCAACUACUACUGCCUCCACCCUCCCCACGUCAAAAUGGACAACCACUGAGGGCACAACAGUCAUACAAAAAACCUCGGCCACUCCAACAGAAGAAGGCACCACCACCACCAAGUCCACACCAAGAGCCACCACCACACCCGCCAGCACUGCUCUCACCUCCAGGACCUCUCCUCCUCCAACAGAAGGCACCACCGCCACCAAGUCCACACCAAGAGCCACCACCACCACACCCGCCAGCACUACUGUCACCUCCAGGACCUCCCCUCUUCCAACAGCAGGAACAACCAUCAUCAAACCCUCACCAACAACACCCAUCAGCACCACCACCUCCGGGACCUCUCCUCCAGCCACAGAAAUCACAACCACCAGCUCACCAAUAACCACCGUGCCCACCUCACCUACAAGCACUGCCACCACCUCCUCCACCAGCUGCCAGCCACGAUGUGCCUGGACACAGUGGUUUGACGUGGACUCCCCUAGCUCUGGCAGCGAGGGAGGAGACAUGGAGACCUUUGAGAACAUCCGAGCUGCCGGCUUCCAAGUGUGUGCAAAGCCUAAAGACAUCGAGUGCCAGGCUGAAAACUACCCCGACACCAGCCUGGAGAACCUGGGCCAGAAAAUUCAGUGCAGCCUCGAUGUGGGGCUGGUGUGCAGAAACGAGGAUCAGAUCAGCAAGUACCCCAUGUGCUUCAACUACCAGGUCAGGCUGUACUGCUGUGACCAGCAACACUGCGAAACAACUGUGGCACCCCCAGGCACCACCACAAGGUCCCCAGCCACACCGUCUCCCACAGAAACCUCCACUCUAACAACUGAGACUCCAGCAUCAACUACUACUGCCUCCACCCUCCCCACGUCAAAAUGGACAACCACUGAGGGCACAACAGUCAUACAAAAAACCUCGGCCACUCCAACAGAAGGCACCACCACCACCAAGUCCACACCAAGAGCCACCACCACACCCACCAGCACUGCUCUCACCUCCAGGACCUCUCCUCCUCCAACAGAAGGCACCACCACCACCAAGUCCACACCAAGAGCCACCACCAGCACACCCGCCAGCACUACUGUCACCUCCAGGACCUCCCCUCUUCCAACAGCAGGAACAACCACCAUCAAACCCUCACCAACAACACCCAUCAGCACCACCACCUCCGGGACCUCUCCUCCAGCCACAGAAAUCACAACCACCAGCUCACCAAUAACCACCGUGCCCACCUCACCUACAAGCACUGCCACCACCUCCUCCAGAUCCAUAGCACCUGCAACUGGAACACCACAAUCAACUCAUCUUACAACAAGCACUUUGGCAACCUUCACUUCUUCCUUCAGCACACCUUUUACAACAGAAAGUGCAUAUGUUACAUCAAGUCAAACAACUCAAUGUUUUUGUCAUGUGUUUGGUGAUUUGUUUUCUCCUGGGGAAGUUGUAUACAACAGAACAGAUAGUGCUGGCUGUAACUUUUAUGGACUUUGCAACACGAAAUGUGAAGUUGAUGCAUUUCAAGGGCUAUGUCCUUCAACAGCUCCUUUCACUUCAGCAACCGCCGGAACUGCAACACAAGCCUCAUCAUCUGCACUACCUGUUUUUUCUUCUGCCUCACCAAUCACAGCAACAUCCCUUACAACUUCAGUUGAAAGAAACUGUACUGAUGUCAAUCCUCCACGAAAGCCUGGAGAGAAAUGGAAGAGUGCAUGCCAGGAAUGUGUCUGUGACCCACUUACUGUUACUGUGCAAUGCCAACCACCCCCCUGCCAAACAAAUGAGCUACCUGUUUGUCCAGAAGGAUUUUUUGCCAUGUCUGUAUUACCAAAAGAUCCAUGUUGUCCUGAAUUUAAAUGCGAAAUGAUACCUGGUACUUGUGUGGUUAAUCAUACAGUUUAUAUGGUUGGAAUGUCCAUGGUAAUCGACUCGUGUAAGAAUUGUACCUGCACUUCCGAAAAAGAUCCCGUGAGUAACAACAACAUUCUGCAAUGCGAACCAGUUCACUGUGAAACAUCUUGCCCUCUGGGUUAUGAGUAUAAGCUAGAGGAUGGAGAGUGCUGUGGGAAGUGUGUUGAAGCAGCCUGCAGAAUCAGACUGAGUAAUAACACUGUUCAGGUUCUCAGUCUUGAUGAGAUCCUGCCACUUGACCUCUGUAGCUAUUACAAAUGUGAGAAAAUUGAAGAUCAAUUUGUUGCAGUCCAAACUAAAAAAACAUGCCCCGAAUUCAAGCCAGGAGAGUGUGAUCUUGAUGAAGCAGAGACUACUCCUGAUGGCUGCUGCAAGAUAUGCAAACCUCCAAACUGCAAAGCUUACAGCAAAAAAACAGUGAUCCGCCAUGGUGAAUGCGAAUCUUCUCAACCUGUUGAAUUGGGAUACUGUGAAGGAACUUGUCCUGGCUCCUCAGUGUAUUCCAUCGAAGCAAACCAGAUGCAGCAUGACUGUAGCUGUUGCCAGGAGCUCAAGAGCCAGACAAGAGAGGUGACCCUGACGUGCCAAAAUGGAACAAGCAUCAGUUAUAACUAUGUCUAUGUGGAACAAUGCCAGUGCAUGAACGCAUGCAUUUCAGAAGCCCCUGGAACAGGAGUUUCCCAAUGGAAGAAAAGCAGCGGAAGAAAGAGAUGA